Messenger RNA from Myripristis murdjan (pinecone soldierfish), 10532 nucleotides. It is a transcript of the gene usp9, whose product is annotated as ubiquitin specific peptidase 9. Gene Ontology annotation, molecular function: cysteine-type deubiquitinase activity. Gene Ontology annotation, cellular component: nucleus; cytosol. Bases 648 to 8627 code for a protein of 2659 amino acids. Gene Ontology annotation, biological process: cell migration; protein deubiquitination. The transcript has 46 exons. The record is from RefSeq and is a predicted model, not a curated record. Lineage: Eukaryota; Metazoa; Chordata; Actinopteri; Holocentriformes; Holocentridae.
UAUCAUAAUUGUGAGGGUUUUUUUGUCCGUUCCGUUCAGCUGGUGCUCCGUUUACUGAGCUGUUCUCGGUUGUAGCGCAAAAUUUGGCUCACAGACGACGUUGACCGCUGGAGUUCACAUAGUCGUCUGGCUUGUUUUUGCUGAGCAACAUUUGUGUGUCAGACUGCGCUUCCGCCAUGUUGAAGUGAUUCAAGUUGUGACUGACUGCUGGGGAUCGAAGAAGUGACAAGCCCCAGAAAUCGGACUAGAGAUAGAGUUGGGGGGGCUGCUGCUGCCGCUACCGCCGCGCCGGUGACGCAGGAAAAACAACCGAAAGCAGACUUAAAAAAAACCCGUAGGAAUUAGAUCUUUCUGGUAACCUGUUUUGUCUCCUGCGAAACAGUCAGCGAUAUAGGCCACGUUUAUGUAAUAUACGACGACACCAUCGUUCAAGGCUGGACGUAGCCCGUGAAUAGAGGGGGAAGUCCUAUCAAAUUCCUGGUUAUGCAAUGGUCUCAGCGGCCCAUCCAGAUCUCCAGGUGCUUGUGUCCCUCUCUCUCGUGUUCGGGCUCUCAUCCCUCUGCUCUACAGCUGAGGCGGCUGUGAUUUCACUCCUGGCCAGUGCUCCCUAAGAGGCCAAGAUUGCCAAGAUCUGCCCUGUGGCGAGCAUGACGGCCACCACGCGUGGCUCUCCGGUGGGGGGCAAUGACAGUCAGGGCCAGGGCCAGGCACCCGACGCCCAGAGCCAGCCCCCGCUGCCACAGAACCAGACAUCGUCUCCUAACUCAUCCAAUGAGAACUCUCCAGUAAGCCCACAAGAUGAGCAGGGCCAGGGGGAUGGGCCUCCUCAGCUGGAAGAGGAGGAGCCAGCCUUCCCUCACACUGACCUGGCUAAACUGGAUGACAUGAUCAACAGGCCCCGUUGGGUUGUUCCAGUUUUGCCAAAAGGAGAGUUGGAAGUCCUUCUGGAAGCUGCUAUAGAUCUUAGUAAAAGAGGACUGGAUGUAAAGUGUGAGGCGUGCCAGAGGUUUUUCCGAGAUGGUCUAACCAUCUCCUUCACUAAGAUCCUGACAGAUGAGGCAGUCAGUGGCUGGAAGUUUGAAAUUCAUAGGUGUAUCAUCAACAACACACACCGUCUGGUGGAGCUGUGUGUGGCCAAGCUCUCUCAGGACUGGUUCCCUCUACUGGAGCUGCUGGCCAUGGCCACUAACCCCCACUGCAAGUUCCACAUCUACAACGGCACACGGCCCUCUGAGACCGUCCCCGCCGGGGCCCAACUGGCUGACGAUGAGCUCUUCGCCCGCCCCCCGGACCCUCGUUCACCAAAGGGCUGGCUGGUGGACUUAAUAAACAAAUUUGGCACGUUAAACGGGUUUCAAAUGCUGCACGAUCGCUUCAUGAGUGGCCAAGCACUGAACGUCCAGAUCAUCGCUGCACUUAUCAAGCCUUUUGGCCAGUGUUACGAGUUCCUCACGUUGCACACAGUGAAGAAGUACUUCCUCCCAGUCAUCGAGAUGGUUCCCCAGUUUCUGGAGAAUCUCACAGAUGAGGAGCUAAAGAAAGAGGCCAAGAAUGAAGCCAAAAAUGACGCACUGUCCAUGAUAAUCAAGUCCCUGAAGAACUUGGCUUCUCGUGUCCCAGGGCAGGAGGAGACGGUGAAGAAUUUAGAGAUUUUUAGGUUAAAAAUGAUUCUUAGGUUAUUGCAAAUUUCUUCUUUUAAUGGCAAAAUGAAUGCACUAAAUGAAGUAAACAAGGUGAUCUCCAGUGUGUCCUACUACACUCAUCGGCAUAACCCUGAAGAGGAGGAGUGGCUUACUGCUGAGCGCAUGGCGGAGUGGAUCCAGCAAAACCACAUCCUGUCCAUUGUACUGAGGGACAGUCUGCACCAGCCACAGUAUGUCGAGAAACUGGAGAAGAUCCUUCGCUUCGUCAUCAAGGAGAAAGCUCUUACCAUGCAGGAUCUGGACAACAUCUGGGCUGCACAGGCUGGUAAGCAUGAGGCCAUUGUGAAGAAUGUCCAUGACCUCCUGGCCAAACUGGCAUGGGACUUCUCACCUGAGCAGCUUGACCACCUCUUUGACUGCUUCAAGGCAAGCUGGACCAACGCCAGCAAGAAGCAGCGUGAGAAACUGCUGGAGCUGAUCAGGCGCCUGGCUGAGGAUGAUAAGGACGGUGUAAUGGCCCACAAGGUCCUCAACCUGCUGUGGAACCUGGCACACAGUGAUGAUGUGCCUGUUGACAUCAUGGACCAGGCUCUUAGCGCUCACAUCAAGAUACUGGAUUACAGCUGCUCACAGGACAGAGAUACGCAGAAGAUCCAGUGGAUAGAUCGUUUUAUAGAGGAACUACGAACCAACGACAAAUGGGUGAUCCCUGCUCUGAAACAGAUCAGAGAAAUCUGUAGCCUGUUUGGAGAAGCCCCACAGAACCUUAGUCAAACCCAGAGGAGUCCUCAUGUCUUCUAUCGCCAUGACCUGAUCAACCAGCUGCAGCAUAACCAUGCUUUGGUCACCCUGGUGGCUGAGAACCUCUCUGCCUACAUGGAGACCAUGAGGCAGUUCUCUAAAGCAGAACAGGCCGAGUUUGACCCCCAGACGGUGAGGCCAGGGAGCCGCUACAGCCAUGUUCAGGAAGUACAGGAACGACUCAACUUCCUUAGGUUCCUGCUGAAGGAUGGCCAGUUGUGGCUGUGUGCCCCCCAGGCCAAGCAGAUCUGGAAGUGUCUAGCAGAGAAUGCAGUAUUUCUCUGUGACCGCGAGGCUUGCUUCAAGUGGUACUGUCUGAUUUGUCUGUCUGCUCAUUGUAUUCGCUGCCAUACAUUGUCAGUUUAUCAAUUCUGUCCACUCUUUGGUCUUAAAUGCUGUUUGCUUGCCAACAGGUACUCCAAGCUCAUGGGGGAUGAGCCAGACCUGGACCCAGACAUCAACAAGGACUUCUUUGAGAACAACGUUCUGCAGUUGGACCCAUCACUUCUGACGGAGAACGGCAUGAAGUGCUUUGAGAGGUUCUUCAAGGCCGUCAACUGCAGGGAGGGCAAGCUGGUAGCCAAGCGGAGGGCCUAUAUGAUGGAUGACCUAGAGCUAAUAGGCCUGGACUACCUCUGGAGGGUGGUCAUUCAAGGAAGUGAUGACAUCGCCAGCAGAGCCAUAGACUUGCUGAAAGAGAUCUACACCAACCUUGGACCAAAAUUACAAGUCAAUCAGGUGGAGAUCCAUGAGGAUUUCAUCCAGUCAUGUUUUGACCGUCUAAAGGCAUCAUAUGACACCCUGUGUGUGUUGGAUGGUGACAAGGACAGCAUCAACUGUGCCCGUCAGGAGGCCAUCCGCAUGGUUCGAGUGCUUACUGUACUCAAGGAAUACAUCAAUGAAUGUGACAGCGACUACCAUGAGGAGAGGACUAUACUGCCUAUGUCCAGGGCUUUCCGGGGGAAGCACAUCACGCUGAUCGUGCGGUUCCCCAACCAGGGGCGUCAGGUGGAUGACCUGGAUAUCUGGUCUCACACCAAUGACACUAUUGGUUCAGUGCGGCGUGGCAUCCUCAACCGGAUCAAGGCCAAUGCCACUCAUACCAAGAUAGAGCUGUUUAUUGGUGGGGAGGUUGUUGAUCCUGCUGAUGACCGAAAGCUGAUUGGACAGCUUAAUUUGAAGGACAAAACGCUGAUAACAGCCAAGCUGACCCAGGUGAGCGCCAACAUGCCCUCCAGUCCAGACAGCUCGUCUGACUCGUCCACUGGCUCUCCUGGUAACCAUGGCAACCACUACAGCGAUGGGCCCAACCCCGAGGUUGAGAGCUGUCUGCCUGGCGUGAUCAUGUCGCUGCACCUGCGCUACAUCUCCUUUCUGUGGCAGGUGGCCGACCUAGGCUGUAACCUCAACAUGCCCCUGCUUAGAGAUGGAGCCCGGGUUCUCAUGAAGCUCAUGCCGCCAGAUAACACUACAGUGGAGAAUUUACGUGCUGUGUGUCUGGACCAUGCCAAGCUGGGUGAGAACAGCCUUAGUCCCACACUGGACUCCCGCUUCUUUGGCCCCUCACCCUCACAAGUGCUCUACCUCAUCGAGGUUGUGUAUGCCCUGCUGAUGCCGGCCAGUGCCACACUGGGUGAGGAUGCCAGCGACUUCCAAUACAACUUCCUGAAGAGCGGUGGGCUGCCCCUGGUGCUGAGCAUGCUCACUAGGAACAACUUCCUGCCAUCAGCAGAUAUGGAGACACGGCGCGGGGCAUACCUCAAUGCGCUGAAGAUCGCCAAGUUGCUGCUUACUGCUGUAGGCUUUGGGCAUGUCAAGGCGGUGGCCGAGGCAUGCCAGCCCAAUGCUGAGGGGAACAUCCCGGUCUCACCGAUUAAUCAAGCCACUCAUGACCAGGCCUUAGUUCUGCAGAGUGCCCUGCAAAACAUCCCCAACCCUGCUUCAGAAUGCAUGCUGCGCAAUGUAGCCAUUCGGCUGGCCCAGCAGAUUUCCGAUGAGAACUUCUUCCAGGCAUCAAAGUACAUCCCAGACAUCUGUGUGAUCCGGGCAGUACAGAAAAUUGUGUGGGCAUCAGGCUGUGGUACAGUGCAACUUGUCUUCAGCUCCAAUGAAGAAAUCAGCAAGAUCUAUGAGAAGACAAAUGCAGCUAAGGAGCCAGAUGGGGAGGAUGAGCAGGUGUGCUGUGAGGCCCUUGAGGUGAUGACACUGUGUUUCGCCCUCAUGCCCACGGCUCUGGACACGCUCAGCAAGGAGAAGGCUUGGCAGACCUUCAUCAUAGACCUGCUGCUGCACUGCCACAGCAAGUCUGUGCGUCAGAUGGCCCAGGAACAGUUUUUCCUGAUGGCCACCAGGUGCUGUAUGGGCCACCGACCCCUACUCUUCUUCAUCACCCUCCUCUUCACUGUGCUCGGGAGCACGGCCAAGGAACGGGCCAAACAUGCAGGGGACUACUUCACCUUGCUCAGACAUCUGCUGAACUACGCCUACAACAGCAACAUCAACCUGCCUAACGCUGAGGUUUUGCUUAACAAUGAGAUCGACUGGCUGAAACGGAUCAGAGAUGAAGUUAAGAGGACAGGGGAGACUGGUGUGGAAGAGACAAUCUUGGAGGGCCACAUUGGAGUUACGAAGGAGCUGCUAGCCUUCCAGACCCCAGAGAAGAAGUACUACAUUGGCUGUGAGAAGGGAGGAGCUAACCUUAUUAAGGAGCUGAUUGAUGACUUCAUCUUCCCGGCAUCUAACGUCUACCUGCAGUACAUGAAGAGUGGCGAGUUCCCCACAGAGCAGGCCAUCCCAGUGUGCAGCAGCCCCGCCUCCAUAAACGCCGGCUUUGAGCUGCUCGUGGCUCUUGCUGUCGGCUGUGUCCGCAACCUCAAGCAGAUAGUUGACACGCUGACAGACAUGUACUACCUAGGUUGUGAGACUUUGACAGAGUGGGAGUACUUGCCUCCAGUGGGGCCACGGCCCAACAAAGGUUUCGUAGGUCUGAAGAACGCAGGGGCUACCUGCUAUAUGAACUCUGUCAUUCAGCAGCUGUACAUGAUCCCUCCCAUCCGCAACGGCAUCCUGGCUAUUGAGGGUACCGGCACUGACGUGGAUGAUGAUAUGUCAGGGGAUGAGAAACAAGAGAAUGAGAGUAAUGUGGACCCACGGGAUGAGGUGUUCAGCUACCAUCACCAGUUUGAUGACAAGCCUUCCAGUAAGUCAGAGGACAGGAAAGAGUACAACAUCGGGGUGCUCCGCCAUCUACAGGUCAUCUUUGGCCAUCUGGCUGCCUCCAGGCUGCAGUACUACGUCCCUAGGGGGUUUUGGAAGCAGUUCAGGUUAUGGGGUGAGCCGGUGAACUUGCGGGAGCAGCAUGAUGCUCUGGAGUUUUUCAACUCUCUGGUGGACAGUCUGGAUGAAGCUCUGAAAGCCCUGGGUCAUCCAGCAAUGCUCAGUAAGGUGCUGGGAGGCUCCUUUGCUGACCAGAAGAUCUGCCAAGGCUGCCCCCAUCGGUAUGAGUGUGAGGAGUCAUUCACCACACUCAAUGUAGAUAUCAGAAACCACCAGAACCUGUUAGACUCCAUGGAGCAGUAUGUUAAAGGAGAUCUGUUGGAGGGAGCCAAUGCCUAUCACUGUGAGAAAUGCAACAAGAAGGUGGACACAGUGAAGCGCCUGCUGAUCAAGAAGCUGCCUCCCGUCUUGGCCAUCCAGCUGAAGCGUUUCGACUAUGACUGGGAGAGAGAGUGUGCGAUCAAGUUCAACGACUACUUUGAGUUCCCCAGGGAGCUGGACAUGGAGCCGUACACCGUGGCUGGGGUGGCCAAACUAGAGGGGGACGAUGUCAACCCAGAGAACCAGGUGAUCCAACAGAAUGAGCCGUCAGAGCCCACGCCACCUGGCAGCUCAAAGUACCGUCUGGUGGGGGUGCUGGUUCACUCGGGCCAGGCCAGUGGAGGACAUUACUACUCCUAUAUCAUCCAGAGGAAUGGGGGUGAUGGUGAGAGGAACCGCUGGUACAAGUUUGAUGAUGGUGAUGUGACUGAGUGCAAGAUGGACGAUGAGGAGGAGAUGAAAAACCAGUGCUUUGGAGGGGAGUACAUGGGUGAGGUGUUCGACCACAUGAUGAAGAGGAUGUCAUACCGCAGGCAGAAGCGCUGGUGGAAUGCCUACAUCCUGUUCUACGAGCGCAUGGACUCACUGGAUAAGGACAGCGAGCUUGUCAAAUACAUCUCGGAGCUGACCAUCUCCUCCACCAAGCCACACCAGGUCAAGAUGCCCGGUGUCAUCGAGUGCAGCGUCCGCAAGCAGAACGUCCAGUUCAUGCACAACAGAAUGCAAUACAGCCUGGAAUAUUUCCAGUUCAUUAAGAAACUCCUGACCUGUAACAGUGUCUAUUUAAAUCCCCCUCCAGGACAAGACCAUCUUCUGCCAGAGGCAGAGGAGAUAGCUAUGAUAAGUGUUCAGCUGGCUGCUAGGUUCCUCUUCAGCACAGGCUUCCACACCAAGAAAGUAGUACGGGGUCCUGCCAGUGACUGGUAUGAUGCCCUCUGCGUCCUGCUGAGACACAGUAAGAAUGUACGCUACUGGUUUGCACACAAUGUCCUCUUUGCCUACGCCAACCGGUUCUCCGAGUACCUGCUGGAAUGCCCCAGCGCUGAGGUCCGUGGUGCGUUUGCCAAACUCAUAGUCUUCAUCGCACACUUCUCCCUACAAGAUGGCCCCUGUCCCUCUCCCACUGCUUCUCCUGGACCUUCUGCUCAGGGCUGUGAUAACCUCAGUCUGAGUGACCACUUGUUGAGAGCUGUCCUCAACCUGCUCAGAAGAGAGGUUUCUGAACAUGGCCGUCACCUGCAGCAGUACUUCAACCUCUUUGUCAUGUAUGCCAAUCUAGGCUUGGCAGAGAAGACGCAGCUGCUGAAGCUGAGUGUCCCAGCUACCUUCAUGUUAGUAGCUCUUGACGAAGGUCCAGGCCCUCCCAUUAAGUACCAGUAUGCUGAACUGGGCAAACUCUACACUGUGGUCUCCCAGCUGGUGCGCUGCUGUGACGUCUCCUCACGCAUGCAGUCCUCCAUUAAUGGUAACCCUCCACUCCCCAACCCAUAUGGUGACACCAACCUGACAGCCCCAGUGAUGCCCGUCCAGCAACUGGUGGCAGAGAUCCUGUUUGUGAGAACAAGUUAUGUGAAGAAGAUCAUCGAGGACUGCAGCAACUCUGAAGAGACGGUGAAGCUGCUACGCUUCAGCUGCUGGGAGAACCCACAGUUCUCCUCCACUGUGCUCAGUGAACUGCUCUGGCAGGUAGCGUACUCCUACACCUAUGAACUGAGGCCUUACCUGGACUUGCUGCUACAGAUCCUGCUUAUUGAGGACUCCUGGCAGACACACAGGAUCCACAACGUGCUGAAGGGCAUUCCUGAUGACAGAGACGGGCUGUUUGACACUAUCCAACGCUCCAAGAACCACUACCAGAAACGGGCCUACCAGUGCAUCAAGUGCAUGGUGGCCCUCUUCAGCAAUUGCUCUGUGGCCUACCAGAUCCUUCAGAGUAAUGGUGACCUGAAGCGCAAGUGGACGUGGGCAGUGGAAUGGUUAGGGGAUGAGCUGGAGAGGAGGCCAUACACAGGCAACCCCCAGUAUACCUACAACAACUGGUCCCCUCCCGUCCAGAGCAAUGAGACCUCCAACGGCUACUUCCUGGAGCGCUCCCACAGUGCACGCAUGACGCUGGCCAAGGCCUGUGAGCUCUGUCCUGAGGAGUGUCACAUAACGAAGCACGAGGUGGUGUCUGAAGAAGACGCCACGAUGCCGAAAUCAUCCUCGCCACAACAGCUUUUGCCAGGGGAAGGGACAGGAGAGCAGCAGCACACUGAGCCCGAUGACCAGGAAGCACCUGAUGAUCAGGACUCCUCCCCACCUGAGGACACUUCCCUCUAUCCACAUUCUCCUGGAACCAACCAGUUUCAGCAGAACAACCACCCCCACGGGCAGCCAUACACCGGGCCUGCUGCUCAGCACAUGAACAACCCCCAGCGCCCUGGUCCUGCCUCCGCCCCGGCUCCAGGCUCUACCCAGACCCCGACCCCAGGCCCUGGUCCCGCUCCUGGCCCGGGGCCGCGAGCACAAGAGAACUGGGAGAGCACUGAGGAGGUCACCCCUGCUCCUUCCUCCACCCCAGCACCUGCCCCACCUAAGGAGUAACAUCCCCUCCCCCUCUGCUGUGCCUCGAGCCUCCAUCGUCCCGCUCUCCCUCCUCUCAUCCUCCGGUCGACAGAGCUCCUCAUCGGGACACUCUCUCUCUCUCUAUCUCUCUCUGGCCCUCAGGGCAGGGCAGAGCCAGGCCUCCCAUCCCCUCUCCAGGCCACUAAAGAGAGUCUCUCCCCCAUCAGCCUGGGGGAGGUGCUCUUCCUGGCCUGGGGCUGCCUGCCCUUGUGACUUGGGCCUGCUGGUGACUGCAGAGGCGAGGGAGUGGAUAGAGUUGUAAUAAAGAAAAAAAAUUUACCCAGACCUGACGAUGCUGAUGCGCUUGUCUACACGACGAAAAGGUGUACAUAGUAUGUUAAUGUUUUUGACUGUUCAAAUCCCCCGGUAGCAUAACUGUGUCUGGUUUGCUGUUGGGAGAUCUUGCAGAUCUAAUGAAAAACAAAAUGGAUACUAUAAAUAAACAAAACAAAACAAAAAAAAUACACAAAAAAAAAAAUAAACUCUGUAAGAAGACAAAAACUCCUCUUUGUUUUAUCACCCAUGCUCAGCAGUAAGGUUUGGUCUACCAUUGGACGGUUACUGGUCAUUCAACUGUAGGAGGACGCAUUGUUAUUAUCAUAAUUAUAUUAUUAUUCUUCUUAAGCUCCUUGGCAACCUUAUGACCCAUGCCAAAUCAACUCACGAGCUGUGGUUGGUUGUAGUGUGAGAUGUGGAAUGGUUGGGUGAACUUUUACGGUGUUUGGUUGAUGUGAAAAAGCAGUGAUGCAACAUUGUUCUGAAACUCAUUGCCUUUCUCUUUUUUUGUUUGUUCUGGUAAUUAAUUCAAUCCUUUUGAAGCUCUAGUUAAUAUGCUGUAACAUUUAGCAUGGCUUCUCACCAGAAUAGUGUAGCCCAAUGGAAGACUUAUGAUCAUAACAACUACAGCUGUUGUUCUUAAUCCACAGCUCCAGAGGGGAGUUACCCUUUGUUUUUGUUUUUUUGUUUGUUUUUUUGGAUUUUUUUUUUUUUUUUUUUACUCAUCUACCCCUUGUACAUUGAGGGCAGUAUUUUGAACCAAUGUAUGAAUAAGUGGCUUUUCAAUUGCACAUUAUUAUAAUCCUCCACCUUCACAUUCGGCAGUCAGUUUUGGUGGGAUAGACAGCUUAGCUUUCAUCGAUAGGAAUUCUGAAAAAUGAAACACAUAUGCAACAGAAUUGCUACACUGGGAUACCUGGUGUAUAAUAGACUGUGUGGUUUGCUUCUGUCUCUAGAUAGAGCCUAGUCUUAGACAGACUUCUUGCCCAUUGGCUUCCAUUCUGCCAUGGAGCUGGCCAGGUUGGGUGUCUGACUCCUGCCCAGGCCAGGCAGCUGACCCUGAGCUGCAGUGAGACCUCUUCCUCUCUCUCCACGGAGAAUUGGCUCCACCGCAGGGUUGUACCAUAAGAAUAGCGGCUGGUUAGUCAUGUUGCAACUUGAGCUAACGUGUAAUUCUGUAGGAGUAAAAGGUAAACAUCAGUAAAUACUGUAUUUAAUUGGUAACUUGAAUGCGUGUAUUUUUUGGUUUUCUUUUUUUUUUUUUGUCUAAAACAUACCAAAUACUCCUGCAAUUGAAAAUAUUCUGCCCACCGUAUUAUAUUUAAAUAUUUUGCUCUUAUUUUAUAGAAUUUAUUUUGUUGUAUUUCACUAAAAAAUAGAAUUUGAUUUAAGAGGAACAUUUUUGUCCUUGUGUUAUUUUUAAAGAAGAUAUUGACUGUACAGAGUUCUGCGCCCUGUUUUUGCCGACUUUUGUUUUGGCCAUGGUGUGACGUUGAAUUCUGGAGCUACAGUCGCGAUGUGAACUUUCACUUUGUGAGGUUUUUUGUGCACAGAAAUAUAACAAAAAAAGCAUUGCGCCCUUAGCAAAUAAAGAACAUGGAAUCUUGA